GCCGGGGGCGCUGGGGGGCUCUGCGGCGGGCGGCGCGCGGCCCCGGGCGCGGCGCGGAGCGGAGCUGCAGGGCGGCGGCGGGAGCGCGGGGCGCAGGAGCCGCUCCGCCCGGGAGCGCCGGGGAAGUUCGCGCUGGCAGCAUGGGGCGGUGACGCCGCACCGGCCUUCCGCGCCUGCCAGCCGGGCGAGAGCAGGCGGAGGAGGAGGAUGCACCCUCACCGACGGCUCGCCUCCCGGGGCCGGCGCGCAGGUGCCUUGCAGAGAGAGGAGUAGCUUGCUGGCUUUGAACGCGUGGCAGAUAUUUCAGAAAGCUUCAAGAUCAAGCUGGAGAAGGGAAGAGUUAUUCCCCCAUAUUCACCUGCUUCAACUACUAUUCUUAUUGGGAAUGGACAAUGGAAUGUUCUCUGGUUUUAUCAUGAUCAAAAACCUCCUUCUCUUUUGUAUUUCCAUGAACUUAUCCAGUCACUUUGGCUUUUCACAGAUGCCAACCAGUUCAGUGAAAGAUGAGACCAAUGACAACAUCACGAUAUUUACCAGGAUCUUGGAUGGGCUGUUGGAUGGCUAUGACAACAGACUUCGGCCUGGGCUGGGAGAGCGCAUCACCCAGGUGAGGACCGACAUCUACGUCACCAGCUUCGGCCCGGUGUCCGACACGGAAAUGGAGUACACCAUAGACGUGUUCUUCCGACAAAGCUGGAAAGAUGAAAGGCUCCGGUUUAAGGGGCCCAUGCAGCGCCUCCCUCUCAACAACCUCCUUGCCAGCAAGAUCUGGACCCCAGACACGUUCUUCCACAACGGGAAGAAGUCCAUAGCGCACAACAUGACCACGCCCAACAAGCUGCUGCGGCUGGAGGACGACGGCACCCUGCUCUACACCAUGCGCUUGACCAUCUCUGCCGAGUGCCCCAUGCAGCUUGAGGACUUCCCGAUGGAUGCGCAUGCUUGCCCUCUGAAAUUUGGCAGCUAUGCCUACCCGAAUUCUGAAGUUGUCUACGUCUGGACCAACGGUUCCACCAAGUCUGUGGUGGUGGCGGAAGACGGCUCCAGACUGAACCAGUACCACCUGAUGGGGCAGACGGUGGGCACUGAGAACAUCAGCACCAGCACAGGCGAAUACACAAUCAUGACAGCUCACUUCCACCUGAAAAGGAAGAUUGGCUACUUUGUCAUCCAGACCUACCUUCCCUGCAUAAUGACCGUGAUCUUAUCACAGGUGUCCUUCUGGCUGAACCGGGAAUCAGUCCCAGCCAGGACAGUUUUUGGGGUCACCACGGUGCUGACCAUGACGACCCUCAGCAUCAGCGCCCGGAACUCUCUGCCCAAAGUGGCCUACGCCACCGCCAUGGACUGGUUCAUAGCCGUGUGCUAUGCCUUCGUCUUCUCGGCGCUGAUAGAGUUUGCCACGGUCAAUUACUUCACCAAGAGAGGCUGGGCCUGGGAUGGCAAAAAAGCCUUGGAAGCAGCUAAGAUCAAGAAAAAGCGUGAAGUCAUACUAAAUAAGUCAACAAAUGCUUUUACAACUGGGAAGAUGUCCCACCCCCCAAACAUUCCGAAGGAACAGACUCCAGCAGGGACGUCAAAUACAACCUCAGUCUCAGUAAAACCCUCCGAAGAGAAGACUUCUGAAAGCAAAAAGACUUACAACAGUAUCAGCAAAAUUGACAAAAUGUCCCGAAUCGUAUUCCCAGUCUUGUUCGGCACUUUCAACUUAGUGUACUGGGCCACGUAUUUGAAUCGGGAGCCGGUGAUAAAAGGAGCUGCCUCUCCAAAAUAACCGGCCGCUCUCCCAAACUCCAAGACAGCCAUACUUCCAGCGAAAUGGUACCAAGGGGAGGUCUUGCUCCCAGGGACUUUCCAUAUGUGAGCACCAUCUUUCAGGAAAUUUUUGCAUGUUUAAUAAUAUGUACAAAUAAUAUUGCCUCGAUGUUUCUAUAUGUAACUUCAGAUGUUUCCAAGAUGUCCCAUUGAUAAAUCAAAAGCAAACAACUUUCUAGAAAAACGGGAUACAAUGACCGACACUCAGAUGCCCAGUAUCAUACGUUGAUAGUUUACCAACAAGAUACGUACGUAUAUUUUUAACUGCUUCAAGUGUUACCUAACAAUGGUUUUUAUACUUCAAAUGUCAUUUCAUACAAAAUUUCCCAGCGAAUACAUAUUUUAGGAAACUCUCCAUGAUUAUUACUUGACCAACUAUAUUGUGAGAAACAGAGAUCAUAAAGAACACGUUUUUCAUGAUGAGGAAACUUGGACAUUUAUGUACAAAAUGAAUUGCCUCUGAUAAUUCUUACUGUUCUGAAAUUAGGAAAGUGCUGCAUGAUCUUACAUGAAGAAAUAGAGUAGGCAAACAUUUAUGCAGGCAGAUUAAUCACAGAAAUACAUCAUAUGUUAGACACACAAAUACAAUAUUUCCCUGAGGAAAAAAAUUAACUGCUUAAAUUUUUUGGGAGGAAAAAGAAACAUUUCUUACCCCACCCCACACCACCCACUACCUGAACAACAGCCAAGGAAAGAAAGCAGAUGUUAAAACAAACAACAAACCGUGUUUUGACGGCAUUCUCAGCACUUGGCCCGUGUGAUCACUGUCUCUGAAACACUGACCACCUCUCUCUGCAGCCAGCGUGUAGUGCUUCAGUGGUGAGACAUUGUAAUUGACUUAUUUUCCAUUUUAUCUCCUUGUAUGUAUUUCAUGACUGGACUUACUGCUCUGUCAGCUUUUGUAUAUGAAUCUUAAAUGUUCAUUAAAAAAUAAAAAAUGAACUGAUCUUGUGGACA
Molecule: messenger RNA, 2772 nt
Organism: Piliocolobus tephrosceles (Ugandan red Colobus)
Lineage: Eukaryota; Metazoa; Chordata; Mammalia; Primates; Cercopithecidae
Gene: GABRA5
Product: gamma-aminobutyric acid type A receptor subunit alpha5
Exons: 11
Coding region: 386-1774 (462 amino acids)
Biological process (GO): chloride transport; gamma-aminobutyric acid signaling pathway; monoatomic ion transmembrane transport
Cellular component (GO): membrane
Molecular function (GO): GABA-A receptor activity; extracellular ligand-gated monoatomic ion channel activity
Source: RefSeq, a predicted model, not a curated record